CAAAGGUCACAUUUAUUUGGCGCUUUUCACUCUCGGUCAGUCUGGCGCGUUUUUGAAUGGACUGUUUAUGUCAAGAGAAUAUAUAUACACAUAUUUUUUUCUAAUUGGGGCGCUUACUAUUUUAUAGACCGUGAGUAGAACACGGUGGCCUUUUGCUUCUCAUAAGGCGGUAAAAUAUUUGAAGCUUUCGCGGGAACUAUGAAACUAUUAUUCGCCGAAAUCUGCUAGCUUGUUGUUUUACAGUGAAACCGAUGACAAUGGUGGAGUGGUCUUGGAGCAGAACAAUAUAAAGAAGCUUAAACAACCUCACAGGUCCUGUCAGAUUAUGGCUGGUGUUGUGGCUAUGGCCUCUGUCAUUGAGGACUUUGACACCCAGCCUGGCAAGAAGUCUCGCAAAGAUAGUGGUGGUCCUGCUGCCAAGCCAAUCACAAACUAUUUCUCUCCUGUGCCUAAGCCGGUGGAGAAACCCUUUUCUCCUCCUCACUCCAAUAAUAUUAUGAGCUAUUUUUGUCGAAAAGCUUCCUCGUCUAAAGAACAGACAUGCCCGCCCGAGCCGUCUUUAGAAAAGUGUCAGGAGUCUCAAGAGGAGGAAAAACAAAGAAAGUCAGAAGGAAAGAGAGCGCCGUCUCAGAAACGUGGUAAAAAGAGUGGGAGAGGUGCCAGGCAGCUCGUACCCGCUGAAAGUAUCGGUGAUGUGGACUGCAUGAUAGUUGAAGAAGCCCCUGAAAACACAGACUCUGCAGCAGAUCUACAGUCUACUGUUGAUUCGUCAGAAAGCGAUCAACCUCAGAAAAAGGAUAUAAAGUCUGAAUCAGCACUUCAAACUUCUGAAUUGACUCCAAGAAAUGAAUCAAAAUCUACUAAAGCUUCACAAAAACAAAGGAAGAAGAAGCAAAAUCCUUCCGAGCCAGAGAAAGAAGCAGAGUGUGAUGUUAGUUUGAAGGCCAGUGAUGAAGAGGCCGCAUGUAUUAAAGACAGCACGGUCAAAAUCUCAUUCGAGGAGUUUCUGCGCAGUCAAAGCAAGAAUGAAGACAACAAAAGCGAUGAUGAAGGCAUUAAAACGAUGUCAGAAGAGAAGACAAAGGCUGAGCAGUUGGAUAUCCCCACAGCUGAACAACACGUAGAUUUGUUGGCGUCUCCUCUGCAGAUCUCGCCUCGAACUGUCACCAUACAAGCAGAAGUGCACGCAAUCUCACCCGACAGGGAAGACGUCAAAAGAGUUGGAAAACUGGCUUCAAUCUUCAACCAGAAACGAAGCUCUAAUAGUCCCGUAGAGACCAGCACAUCUCCCCACACUGAUUCAGGACCCAAGCUUUCUUCUCCCACCGUGAAGCGGAAAUCCAACGUGGUUCUUCAGGAGGAAGAUCUCGAGCUCUCUGUGCUUGAAAGCGAAUCCGCUCCAAAGUGCAGUGAAGCGGAGAGAAAACAGUUCAUGGCAGCUUUCAAGCAGCCCGGCGUGGAUGGGCCCAAAAGUAAACCUGUCAGGAGCCAAGGUAAACAGAAAGAAGCCGCAGAGAAAACGCCGAAUGCUGCAGGCAAAACGGCUGAUGGUGAGGAUCUGAUCAUGCAGCCUACGGUCGAGGAAACCCAACGAGAGAAGAAAGAAGCCACAAAGAAACGGCCGAAAAAGGGAAGGAUUGAAGCUACAGAGAAAAACGAGGCGGCCAAUACUUUGCCUGCAGGUCCAGAUGUGACAGACGCCGCAGCUGCUCCACCUGUGCCAGUCACGAGGAGAUCCAAACGAGAGGCCGUCAUUCGACAAACGUCUCAGAGCACGCCAACGACUCCUGUCAGAAAAACAAGGAGACAACAGGCGUCUAAUGAGGCCGUGACUCCUUCCAUAUCACAGGAAAGCCCUCUAAAGCUGGUGCCUUCCAAGACACGCAAGUCCAAGUACUGUGUGUUUGUGGCAGAGAUCAUAAGCUCACCAGAUACCAAGCAAAGUCCAAUCAGAAUUAAAUUUAGUAGAGUUAAUAAAAAUAGAUCUGCGGCAGAGGAUGACGGGGAAGUGGACAAAGCCUCCUCUCAAAAAUCUAGAGCCACUCAUGAGUCUCACAAAAGAAAACAAGCAAAGAAAUUGGUGGAAAAAGCAAAACAAGUCAUUGAGCAAAACAAGAAGUCUGCAGUGAAACAGGAACCUGUGAGGCGAUCGGGGCGAAAUAAAGCAGUUAUUAAGCGGAGCUACUGUGAAGAUGAGGAUUCUGUCAUCUGCCUGGAGGACCAGAGCACUUCCUCCCAGAAUGCACCUGAAAAGAAAAAGCCCCCAAAAGCUUUACGAAGCCUGAAUGAUGUUCUGGGAAAAGCUGCACCGGCUAAAAUAGACUUCAGGGCUGCACCAGGCUCCAAAUCUGCCUCUCCGGGUCAGGAGAAGUCUGCUCAGAGGCCAUCGGCAGUGAUUUCCAUCUUUGACGACAGCAGUUGUGAAGGCUCUGAAAAUUCCAAGGACGACGGUCAGUUUAGGGCCCGCAGGGAGUUCCUGAAAAGCGGCUUGCCCGAGUCCUUUAAAAAACAGAUCGCCAGAACGUUGGCCUCCAAGGAAGCCUACUCUGUGUCCUGUUCGUCCUUCCAGCCAGUCAGUCACACGACACAACCACCAGACGAUUGUCCUCUUUGGAAUCUACCGUGGCCCGAGUCUUCACUGCUGAGUCAUCUGAAGGAGCCGUGGGGCCAAACUCUGAAUCCACUCCCAGCCAUCAGUGGCUCUCUUGGUGUGAAGACAAAGUCAUCCUGCAGAAACGCUGCCCAAACAAGAUGGGAUUGGAGACCUGGGUUCUCUGAAAGUGUCCGUCAGCUGCUGGUGGAGGAGUUCAGGACCUCCAACCCUAACUUUCCUGCAGAGAUGUGUAUAACUCGUUUAGUGAAGAGACGUGCCGACCACCAGCUGCUGUCCACACCUUCAGAACCCAAAGCUGGGAUUAAAGAUAAUUCAAGCUCCACACAGCCUGUUGGAGGAAAGAGAAAGAGGAGGAGUGACGAAGGAGAAACGACAGCAAAGGUGGCAAAGAAGCAGAAAUCCAGCCAGUCGGAAGAGAACCUUUCCACCGCUGCUCCAGAGUCACCAAGGAGAGAAACUAGACGGUCUCAGAGGUCCAGGCUACAGGAUGGAGAAGGGGGGAAGAAGAAGGCCACGUCUGCUGCCACCUUGAAUGAAGAUGACUGUGUGGUUGUACCAGACCAUGUGGUUGUGGUGGAAGACACUAGGAAAAAAGAUCUGGUGGAGGACUUGCUGUGGACAGACAAGUACCAGCCGCAGCUCUGCAGUGAAAUCAUAGACAACCCAGCCUCUGUGAAGAGGCUGUACAGCUGGCUUAAAGAAUGGAAACUUCGCACAGACCGAGAGGAGAAGAAAAAUCAGAAAAGCAAUAAACCAGAAGAAGGCAACGUUGAUUCAGACUGGGAUGGUCCAGAUGAGUACGGCGAGGACACGUUGUGUAACACAAUGCUUAUUAUCGGACCCACUGGAGUGGGAAAGACUGCUGCAGUUUAUGCUUGUGCCCAAGAGCUUGGCUUCAAGGUGUUUGAGGUGAACGCUUCCUCUCAGCGCAGCGGCCGCCUCAUUCUGUCUCAACUGAAGGAGGCGACUCAGUCGCACCAGGUGGACAGUCAGGGGCGCGGUGCACCGAAACACUCCUACUUUACCAGCUACGGAACGAGCAGCGCGUCCGGGACCCUCAGGCCCGGAUCCUCUCCAAGAAAGGGCAACUCUCCUCGGAGGGUGGUCUCUUCUCCCAGGAAAAACCCCCAGUCACCAAGAGGAGCCAAAAAAGGAGGUCUGGCUCCAGUCUCUUUAGCAAACUUUUUUAAAGUGGGUAAAUCCACCAACAAGGAGUCUUCCAACUCCACAAAAGAUGAACAGAAGGCUGCUCCCAAGAAAGUCCUAAAAGCAACUGAGAGUGCAAGUAAGAAUAGAGAUCUUGCAGCCAAAUCAUCAUCAUCAGAUUCUACUUCUAGCAAUAAGAGCAGUGAAGAACGGAGCAAGAAGACGGCCACGUCGCUUAUCCUCUUUGAAGAAGUCGAUGUUAUUUUUGAUGAUGAUUCCGGAUUUCUAGCCGCCAUCAAGACGUUCAUGAGUACGACCAAGAGGCCAGUCAUCCUCACCACCAGCGAUCCUGCCUUCAGCAGCAUCUUUGACGGCAGCUUUGAGGAGGUCCAUUUCAAACCGCCUUCAGUUAUGAAUGUUGGCGGCUUCCUGCAGCUGCUGUGUUUGGCCGAAGAUGUGCGGACAGACCCGUCCGACGUCCGAUCUCUGCUCAGACUCAACGGCUGUGACAUCCGGCAGAGUCUGCUGCAGCUCCAGUUCUGGAGCAGCGGCGCAGACGGCCGGCCCUCAGCAGACACACAGAAACACACCCACAGCAUCUCCAAAGCGAAGCUGGAACCCGGCUGUGCCGCGGCUGUUCCGUCUCUGCCGUUGUGUGAGAAAGGCUGCACCCAGAGCAAACUGGGCCUCCUGAAUAUUGAACCUGACAAAGACAUUUGGAAACUUCUCAGGAGUCCAAUGACAGAACCGAUAAACUGGGAAUUACUCAUGGAGAGCAAACGGCGAGGAGUUGAUCUGCUCUAUUCCAACCUGGAGACUCUGCUGCCUCUUCCUCAAACACAGAUGUCUGUCUCUAAACCCGUCAGACCUGAGCUCUCUGAUUCUCUUCCACACAACCGCCCGUUUGGACCUUCACCACAGCAGCCGUCGCCUGUCUGUGACGGCCCGCCGCCCAGCGCCAGCUCAGUAGACGAGUCAAAUGAGUCGGAUAGCAGCAGUCCAAUCAAAGUGUCCAGUAGAAUGAAGAGGAACAAAAAGAGAGUCUCUUUACACAACCAGGACAGGCUGGAGUCCGAGUCAGACUCAGAAGAUGGAUUUCUAUCCCUCCGUGUGAAGCAAACUUCCUCUCCUACAGUAGAGGCAGAGAAAGAGGCGGUCGCUUUAGCUGUGGUGACACGGAAACCUUUAACUCCAGAGGAGCGAAUAAAAAGUGUUCCAGUCUCACAGUGUCUUCAGUCAGUGGCUGACUUCAUGGACGACAUGUCCUACAUGGAUUCCUGGCUGUACUACUCAGACGGCGGAAACCUUUGCAGAAGAACGCCACCAGGUGGGGCAGUCAUCAAGGAUGGAAUGACAGACGAGCCGAGGGUUGAGACGGAGACAGACACUGAGAGAUGGAUUACGGAAAGCCGUACUUUGGAGAUCCAGGCAGCUGUAGAGGCUCUGAGCUUCCACAAGUGUCAGGAGUCGGCGGCUGACGCCUGGAACAAAGUUCAGCAGCUGGGGGGGGAGCUGGAGCGGGAGGCCACAGCUGAAGUCACCCUGCCGCUAGCUCCUCAUCGGGAAGGUUGGACUUUCACUCAGGAAAGCAUCUGUCAACCACAGCUGGUCCAGCAGAGGAGUGAGCUGAUGGAGAGUCUGAUGUUUGGAGGGGUGUUUGGCACUCUUGGCAACAGACAAGCAGCUGCUCUGGAUUAUUUGCCGGUCAUUCGCACCAUCUGCAGAUCUGAACAGCUGAAAGAACAAGGGAAAGUGAAGCGGAGAUUCCUGCACUAUUUGGAUGCAAUCCACUUGGGUCUUGAUAGAGGAACUCUACAAAACCUUGCUGAAGAUUUUCCUUAAUCCACUGUAAUUGUUUUUCAAGGAGGUUCCUACGUAUUUUGAAAGGACACAGGAACACGUUUACAGGGCGUUGAGUGACGGACGGUUGUUGAGUCACACAAACAAAGACUGUCACAUCAGCAAAGGAAAUGAAUCCUAUCGUGAUAAACGCCUUGAGUUUAAGAGCACAGAAAAACCUCCUAACUGAUCUUUUGGUGCUUUAAAUGCUUUAUAUUUCACAAUGUCCAAUUUUUAUCAGUGUCCCAAAUGUUUUAUUGUGAAUUUCACAAUGGGGAUUUUGUGAAACUUUUAUCAAGUAGAAGGUUGUUUCCAUGAGCAAAUGUCACAUAUUUAUCAUUUGUUGGAGAUGACGUGUAAAAUAUAUAUAUAUUUUUGUCUAAAAGUUUUUUUUUUCUCCAAACACAGGCAGCUCUUUAUGCAUUUGUUGCCCUCCAGUAGCAUCUUCACAAAUGCGUUAUAUUCAUUUUUAGUCAUCAAAUUUGUACAAAUUUAAAUUUGGUUUUUUGAACCAAUAAAGGAUUUAAAAUUGU
Molecule: messenger RNA, 6132 nt
Organism: Oryzias latipes (Japanese medaka)
Lineage: Eukaryota; Metazoa; Chordata; Actinopteri; Beloniformes; Adrianichthyidae
Gene: atad5a
Product: ATPase family AAA domain containing 5a
Cellular component (GO): nucleus
Molecular function (GO): DNA clamp unloader activity; DNA binding; ATP hydrolysis activity
Source: RefSeq, a predicted model, not a curated record